CGGAGCGGAGCGGCCGGGUUGAGGCGGGCGCUGCGGAGAAGGGGACCCGGCAGCGCCGAGCCGAGCGGGGCCGAGCUAGAGAUGAACAAUGACCAUAGUUGACAGAGUAUCUGAGUCUUCAAACCCUGCAGCUUGUCAGAAGCAGCCUUGUAGCUCCGUGGUACCCUCUACUGGAGACAUGGACUCAGCCUCUGCAAGUUGGGGUGCUGUAUCAUCUUUGGAAGUUCCAAAGCACAAGAUCACUUUGGGACCAGUACCUGGUGCUGCAGUUUAUUCUAGUUCAUCUGUACCUGAUAAAUCCAAGCCUUCAGCUCAGAAAGAUCAAUCUAUUAGUGAUGGCAUUGCUCCGCCACAGAAGGUUCUUUUUCCAGCAGAGAAGAUUUGUUUGAAAUGGCAGCAAACACAUAGAGUUGGAGCUGGACUCCAAAAUCUUGGCAAUACAUGUUUCCUCAACUCUGCUCUGCAGUGUUUGACUUAUACACCCCCUCUUGCCAACUACAUGCUUUCUCAUGAACACUCCAAAACAUGCCAUGAACAAGGAUUCUGCAUGAUGUGUACGAUGCAAGCUCACAUUACCCAGGCGCUCUCUAACUCUGGCAAUGUCAUCAAACCUAUGGCUGUGAUCAAUGAUCUUAGACGGAUAGCAAAACAUUUCCGGUUUGGAAAUCAGGAAGAUGCACAUGAAUUUCUACGCUACACUGUUGAUGCUAUGCAGAAAGCAUGUUUGAAUGGAAGCAACAAAUUGGACAGACAUACCCAGGCUACCACACUCAUCUAUCAAAUAUUUGGAGGGUACUUAAGAUCAAGAGUAAAGUGUAUGAACUGCAAAGGCGUCUCAGAUACCUUCGAUCCGUACCUUGAUAUUACAUUGGAAAUAAAGACAGCUCAGAGUGUAAACAAAGCUCUGGAACAAUUUGUGAAGCCUGAACAACUGGAUGGUGAAAAUGCCUAUAAAUGUAGCAAGUGUAAGAAGAUGGUUCCUGCUUCAAAGAGGUUUACAAUACAUCGGUCUUCUAAUGUUCUUACAUUGUCUCUGAAACGGUUUGCAAAUUUUAGUGGUGGAAAAAUUACCAAGGAAGUGAAAUAUCCUGAGUAUCUGGAUAUUCGACCAUAUAUGUCUCAACCAAAUGGAGAACCAAUCAUUUAUGUUCUAUAUGCAGUCCUGGUGCAUACUGGUUUCAGCUGUCAUGCAGGACACUACUACUGCUAUAUAAAGGCCAGUAAUGGACAGUGGUACCAGAUGAAUGAUUCCGUGGUGUCCAACAGUGACAUCAGAUCUGUGCUUAAUCAGCAAGCUUAUGUGCUUUUUUAUAUCAGGUCCCACGAUAUGAAAAAUGGAGGAGAACACGCCCAUUCCAUUCAUACACCAGGACAGUCUUCUCCCCGUCCAGUUAUCAGUCAGCGGGUGGUUAAUAGCAGGCAGGGGGCAUCAGGAUUUAUAGGACCACAGCUUCCUCCUCACAUGAUUAAGAAUUCCAGUCAUUUAAAUGGAACUGGAUCACUGAAAGAAACUCCAAGCAGUUCUGUGGCAAGUGCUAGCAAUAUUACCCUAAACAGACCAGCUUCAGCUCCACCUUCAACUUCCAUUCAAAAUUGGACAAUUAACAGACCCACUAUUCCUGAUCCAUCGAAAAAACAGAAAAUCACUAUCAGCAUUCACAAUAACAAAUUGCCUACUCGCCAAACUCUGUCUCAACCCAACCUUCAUAAUUCUUUGGAGAAUCUCAGCAAGCCUGUUCCUUCAGCCACGAUUACGAAUUCCUCUGCAGUAAAGUCUACCUCAAGUGCACCUACAUCAGUUGCUACUAAAGUAUCUAAACAAACAACUCCUAGUGAAUCUUGUUCUAAGCCAUUAAUGAAUGGCAAGUCUAAACUAAACUCUAGUACGUUGGUCCCUUACGGUGCAGAAUCUUCAGAAGAAUCUGAUGAGGAGUCGAAGGGAUUAGUUAAGGAGAAUGGCCACUCAAAAUCUUUUAAUGGAAUUUUGAUUGGAAAUGUAGUUAGUACAUUACAGAACUCUUGUUCUUCCUGUCAAGAUGCUGAAGAGGUUGUAUCCCAGCAUGAACUGCCAAAAAAUGUUACAGUUAAUGGUGCUAUUAGUAUAGAUAGUGAUCCUGAAGAAAAUGGAUUGAAAUUUGAUGAACCUACUUGCCAAGUCAAGCCUGUUAAAUCUACAGAAAUUCCAUUUUCUAAAGUGAAUGGAUUGCAUGGAAAAAUAAUACCUACAGCUUUGCCACCAGUUCCCGAAGAUAGAAUUUUAGAGUCUUUCCGAUAUAACCAGUUGAAAAGCUUGUCAGAGGAAAUAAGUGCAACUGGACUUGAAAAAACUUCUGAAAAUGAUGGUCAUAUAGAAAAUUUAGUGAGUGGCAACAAUACUGUUUCCUAUGAGAAGUCUAGUAAAGUUCCCGCUAACCUUAGCUGCAAUGUCCAGAAUCCCUUUACUACAUCAGAUGCUGAGACCAUUUCUACCAAAGAAGAAAUUGCCGAAAGUAUUGUAUCAAAAACUGAUAAUGCACAUUCUGAUAUCAGUGGUCAGUGUAACACUAAGAAAAUAUCCCUGGGAAUUGAUGAUGAAUUCUCUAAACAGUGUGAUCCCAAGGAUUAUGCAGAUAAGAUAAGAGGAACGCAAGAGGUAAAAAUGACUUUGAAGGAGAGUCCUCUGCACAUCAGAGGGUCUGCUGAGACUGCAGAGAAAUUGGGGCAAAGCCCCUUCCUAAAGUCUGACAGUGAAUGUAGUUCUAAAAAACUUGCAGCUCUAAACAUUAUAGAUGAAUGCCAAGAAACAAAGGAGAGUGCUAAUAAUUACACAGAUGUACUACCUACUAAUGACUCUUCUGCUACAAGGUUGGAUAAAGUUUUAGAGAGUCAUUAUUCUAAAGAAAAUGAUGGACUGGAUGGUAAUGAAAUAUGUGAAGAAAAUAAGGAUAGGCAAAAAUUUAAGGCUCAUUCUCCAGUUAAGGAAAAAAAUUGCACUCCCAAAAAAACUGACAAAGGGCAUUACCGUACUAAAAGAGAGCGCUCUGAAAGUGAAGAGCAGGAGAAGCAAACCAAACGCAAACCAGAUGAUGAUUAUUCCAGAAAAAGGCAAUCCUACAGCAAGGAGAGUAUGAAGCAAGAUCGCUAUAAGCAGGAGCACUGCAAUGGAAAUAAGUACAAACUUAUGCAUAGUGAAAGAAACAGCCCUGAUAAUGGCAGAAGUUUAGGAAAAUACACCUAUUAUAGAUCCCGAAGUAGAGGGAAAACUGAUCAGGAGAGGAGUAGAUAUUACCAUUCUAAAAGGGAAAGAUCUUGGAGUAGGGAAAGAUAUUACCAAGAUAUACCAAGGAGAUGGGAUAAGUGCAGAUAUUACAAUGAUUAUCAUCCUUCUUAUGCAGCAAGAGAUGGUAGAGAGAGAAAAUUCUUUCAUGGGGACAGAGACUAUGACAAAUCAAGUCAAGUUUACAACAGUAGGUCAUACAGGGAUUAUUAUUACACAAGCAGAUGGAAUCAUGAACCAAUAGCUAAAGAGAGAGAGAAACAUCAUUUUGGCAGCUCCAAAAUAGACUUAUAUAAUUGCUCAGUUCCCUCUCAGCACUCUGAAAAAUAUUCCCAUGAAAAAUGUGCAUCCAUGUCUGAAGAAAACAAUUCAAGUUUUGAGAUGUCUUGCCACAAAUAUGAAUAUCUAAAAGACAGAAAAAGAAAAUGUGCUAGUCUAGAAGGUAGUGACAGUGAUAUGGAAAAGAAACACAGAAGGAGUCUGGAGAGUGAGCCAACGGAAGAGCAAAAAGUGAAAAAACACAAGAAGUCAAAGAAAAAAAAGAAGUCCAAAGAUAAACACAGAGAGAAAGAUGAGAGACACCGCCAGGAUUCAGACUUCUCUGGGGCCUGCUCUGAUUCUGACAUCCACAGACAUAAGAAAAAGAAGAAGAAAAAGAAGAAACAUACAAAGAAAUCUGAGGGCUUUAUUGACUAUUUAGAUCCUAAUAUCCAGAAGAAUGCUGGCUCCGAGACUAAGACAUGGGAGAAAAAAGAAUUUCAUUGUACGGAUGACCCUCCAUCUGAAGAAUAUAGUAAACAUGGGAGUAAAUGGCCUCAUGAGGGAGGGGAUGCUGAUUCCUGUCAUAAAACAAAAUACAUAGGAGGAGGCCAAGAAAAUAGCUAUCACGUGUCUAAAGAGUAUAGCAAAGCUAUAGACCUACUUUGUCAUAAGGACCAUGGACACACAGUCAUUAAAUCUUUGGAUGGCAACUUUGCAUACACAGAUGAAACCAGAUGGAAAGUGAGUGAAAAGUAAUCCUUGCAGGAAAAACUCACUAGCCACAGAUUCAAAGUGUGUUGAUGGAAGCCAUCCCUACAGUGUAAACUAUAUUUAUAACAGAAUAAUUAACUCUUCAAUCCAUAAGUGGUGCUUCAGAAUACUGUACAGGAUUUUACCAUGGAAGAACUUUUUUUAGUUUUUACCUUGAGACUUUUUUUUUAAAAUUUACCCAUAAUCCAAAAGGAUGGAAACUUUCUACAACUGCUGAACAUUGUAAAUAUCACACUGAAAAUAAUGCCCUGGAAUAGAACAUCUCAAAUGCUGCUUAAUUACAGACUCAGGUUGAUUAUGUGUUAUUCAUGUAAUAUUACUCCACGUUAAACUUCUGGUGCAAGCGACUAGAAAACCACAACUGACAGUCUGUAUAUUUAAUUUAAAGACUUAUUUAAAAUUUCACAAGCUUUCAGAUAACUAGAAUCUCUGACAUCUGACACUAGAAACUAAUUUACUUCACACCUUAGCUGUAUUCAAGCUUUGAAGAAAAGCUUACAGAAAAGUUCUGGUUUGGAACUUUGUGAAACAUACCACUCAGCAUACACAGUUCUGAAUGUAUCUCCGAGACUAUUUGUAUACCCUCCAUAUGUUUGUUACUUUUUUAUAUAGUGUCACUUGUCCUGACUUAUUGGUCUCAGUUGUCUGUUUUGUCCCUUUAAAGUUACAGACAAAUUCAUACUGUGAUUUUAUUUUUAUUAUGAAAUGCUAUCAAACUGUGAUACUUAUAAUUCACUGGUCCUGCAUCAGGAGAUGGAGUGGGGAAGCUGUAUUAAAUACAGUUCAUCUGUAUAAUCUGUCUGGUUUAUACAAGCUGUGUUGUUCAGAGAUGUCUAAAGUUUGAUCUUUGUUUUUUUAAAGAUAAAGCACUUGCCCCACUGUAAAUACAUAGCAUGUAAAAUUUAUAUAGUAUAUAAAUACAGGAAAGUCAAAAGAA
Messenger RNA from Gopherus flavomarginatus (Mexican gopher tortoise), 5225 nucleotides. It is a transcript of the gene USP42, whose product is annotated as ubiquitin specific peptidase 42. The transcript has 19 exons. Gene Ontology annotation, molecular function: cysteine-type endopeptidase activity; cysteine-type deubiquitinase activity. Bases 89 to 4273 code for a protein of 1394 amino acids. The record is from RefSeq and is a predicted model, not a curated record. NCBI's taxonomy places the organism in Eukaryota, Metazoa, Chordata, Testudines, Testudinidae. Gene Ontology annotation, biological process: protein deubiquitination; regulation of apoptotic process. Gene Ontology annotation, cellular component: cytosol; nucleus.